AUGUCUCGAGCGGAAGUCAUUUACACGGCCGCUUCUACAAACCGCUUCUUCCAGGCAGCCCAUGUUUCGCCCGACGGCGUGGUCGCGUUUGGCUCAUCCAAGCUGGUAGCUCUAUGGGACACAGAGGACUCCGACGACCGAGGAGUAUACGAGACGCUUCCCGGGCACGAAGGCGCUGUGACCUGCGUAUGCUUCGCCAGCAGCGAUACGUUUGUGAGCGCAGACGAGAAGGGCUGGCGGACGUGUGCAACGCAACAAGCUCACAAGGGCGGAAUCUCGAGCUUAGCGUUGCACGGGAGGUUUGUAGUCACUGGAGCAUCUGACUCCUUGGUCAAAGUAUGGUUGAUGCCUGAGAAAGAGACAGACGCGUUCCAAGAGGUGCAAACUAUAAACAUCCGAAAGGGCUUCCCCAUCUCAUUGGCACUCGCGGAACUACCUGGAACGGAAUCCGUUCUUCUGGCUAUCGGCAGUACUGACAGGAGCAUCCAUCUAUGGACCGGCUCGGAGGGUACCUUUGUCCAAGCAGCUAUUCUGUCGGGCCACGAAGACUGGGUCAAGAGCCUUGCCAUCCGCCCACCCCAAAUUGAAAGCGAGGUUUUGGUUCUGGCAUCUGGCUCCCAAGACGCAACCAUACGCCUGUGGAACAUUGAACCGUUCACCAAGCCUAACUUCGCACCGUCUGGCGGGUCUACAAGUGAUGUAACCGACGAAUUGCUGGACGCAUUUGAAGCCUCCCUCAUUAGCUUGGAAGAUACCGAGGAUGGACGCCAGAUCUCACUAAAACGUCAUAUACUGACCGUCAAAACCGCUCAAAAUAGCUCUCAGCUAUUCUCCGUGACUUUCGAUGCGCUGCUCAUCGGGCAUGAAGCGGGCGUCACAUCCCUCACGUGGAGGACUCAAAACACCCCCAAAAGUCUUCCGACCCUCCUAUCAACCUCGACGGAUUCUUCUCUCAUCCUCUGGUCCCCAUCCACCGUUUUGACUUCUGCCACAGACGGUACCACUCUAUGGAUCAACCGACAACGCUUUGGCGAUAUCGGCGGGCAACGCCUCGGCGGCUUCGUAGGGGGACUUUGGGCGCGAGGCGGGUCCGAUGCCCUCGCAUGGGGCUGGAACGGCGGCUGGCGGAGAUGGCGCUGCGAGUCGCCCGAGGCCGACAAAGAGAACACGAUGGAAGACUGGACGGAGGUCGGCGCAAUUACGGGGCAUCGCGCCCCAGUGCGAAGCGUCGCAUGGAGUCCAGGCGGCGAAUAUCUGAUUUCUGCCAGCCUCGACCAAACAACGCGCAUCCACGGUGCGAUCCCCACCGCACGCCCCGACCGCACGUCCAUCUUGGUAUGGCAUGAAAUCGGACGACCGCAGGUGCACGGGUACGACCUCAUCGGCGCAGCGUUCCUUGAUCCGUUGCGGUUCGUGAGCAUCGCGGACGAAAAGGUCGCGCGCGUGUUCGAAGCGCCUCGUGAAUUUGUAGACGUCGUCAGCAAUCUUCACAUUGCUGACCUGGAUUCGGGCGAGGAGAACCGGCCCCGAGCUGCUGCUGUGCCCCCGCUUGGGCUAUCGAACAAGGCGUUGACAGAUGUCAGUGCCGUGGCGGAGGUCAAUGGUGAUUCCGACGACGCGCGCACACGGCGGCGCCCGUUCGAGGGCGAGCUGGCCGCGGCGACGCUCUGGCCGGAGGUCGAGAAGGUGUUCGGUCAUGGCUACGAGUCCAUCGCGCUUGCCGUGUCCAACAACAAAGAAUACGUCGCGACGGCGUGCAAGGCGACCUCCGCGGACCACGCCGUUGUUCGCGUAUACGAGACGCAGACAUGGCAACCUGUGGGCGAGCCUCUUGCGGGACACAACCUUACGGUCACGCAGAUCGCCUUCAGCCCGGAUGAUUCGCUCGUCCUAUCCGUCUCCCGGGACCGGACAUGGCGGUUGUUUGAGAAGAGCGAAGAAGGCUACGUACCAGUCGCCGCGGAUAAGUCCCACGGCCGAAUCAUUUGGGACUGUGCUUGGGCACCGGAAGGCGAUGCCUUCGCUACAGCGUCGCGCGACAAGACGGUAAAAAUCUGGAAACGUCAGAGCGAGAACAACAACACAUCUUGGACAGCUGUCGCAACAAUCGCAGUCAAGGCCGCUGCAACCGCAGUCGCCUUCGCACCUACCACACCAAAUAGUCAAUCUCGGGCAUUGGCAGUCGGUCUUGAAUCCGGCGAGAUCCUCUUGCACACAUCUUCGCGGGACGAUCCCUCCCAGUGGACGUGCACACUAACGAUCGACACCUCAUCGGCGCACGUCGACCACAUCCACCGUCUUGCAUGGCGGCCCGUGGGCGAUCACGGCGUGCAACAAUUAGCGAGCUGCGGUGAAGAUGGUACAUUGAAGCUAUUGACAGUCCAUAUCGCGGGCCAGGAGUGAGCGCGGCCGUCUGCGACAUGCAGUAGAACUACGACGAGUGGGAGAGCUAUGCAGUAUACAGUGUAGGGGUCGGAGCGGGGCAGGGCAGGGCAAGCGGGAUUAGACCCAAGAGCUGGCUAGUUAACGAGACAAUCGGGGAUAGAUGUAGGAAGGGUAUAACACAGUAGAAUGCGCGGGCGGCGUACGUGCGGGGCAAAUAGAUAUAGGCAGCAUGAAUGGCGGAGAUAGCUUGGACCGAGAAAGCAGGCGUAGGGAUACACAAACAUCGGGGGACGGGGCGUCAAAUCAAACAAUAUCGCGCAGGCUCAUGGGAACUUCGGGGCAUUUAAUCUUGUAGAAGCAUUCUAUAGACCGCAGCAUCUCGACGUCGCCACCGGUAGCGGUGACGAAGUUGACAACCACGCCAGCACGAGAAUAGUUGGGAGCGAUGGCCGGAGCCACGCGGUGUGCGUAUUCCUCGACUGCUUUGGGCAAAUCGUAGUUUAUAACCAGAGGCACCUGCUGCACAUCCGGCGCCUUGACCCCGACAUCGUACACAACCAGAACCUUGGUGGCAGUCGGCCGCACGAUACCCGGAGCGGCCCUGAACUUGUUCAGCGCAGCUAGCUUUACGCCAGCAUUCAUAUCGCCGUGCAGCGGUACCGCUUCCAAACCGCGGCUCGACAGCUUGUACACGACCGCGUCGAGCGCAGCCAUGCCGCCGACGUGGAUGAUCGCCUGCGGGAUAUCGAGGUCGUCGAAUAGGUCGGCGAGCGCGUCGAGCUUCCACUCGCGCGCCUGCGCCGUCUCCGCAUUCGACGCACCGCGCCCCGAGCCGAUUAUGCCGAGCCCCGUCUGCGGGAGCGGCGCGUCCGAGCGCCCGCUCGCCGUGAACGCGAGGUACAGGUAAAACUGUCGCAGCCCGCGCGCGCCCUGGCUCGUGUCCGCGUGUGUAACGUUCCCGUCGCGCCGCACGAGCACGCGCACCGGCUCGCGCAGCUGGAUCGCGGACGCCAGGUUCAGCACGUCUUGCGGGACCGUGUUCGAGAAGAGCGCGGUCUGUCGCUCGAUCGCCUGGCCCUGGCCGUUCGAUGCCUCAGCGGGGGGCGAGAGGCCGACCCCAGAGAACCGGCGUGUGAGGCUCUGCGUGGGCGCGAGCAGCGAGGAGGUGCUGCUGUUCGCCUCCCAGUUGGAGAACGGGUUCUGGUUCGCGGCGCCAGGGGUCGUAGCCCCAGGCGUGCUCGCACCAUUGCCCAGUGUACGCGAACGCGGGGGCGGUAACAGCCUGAUGAUCCCGAAGACCGACUCGUGCAAGUUCCGCGCGAUGAGCUGGUCGACCUCGUCCAACACCAAGAACCGCACAUCAGCGCCGGACAGCCCACCCGGAUUGGUGAACAGCGCAUGGAGCUUCUGCGGUGUGCCGCAGAUGAUGUGUGGGACGUUCUGCUGCAGCAGGCGCAUCUCCUGGCUGAGGUCGGUGUUCGCCGACGCAGAGCCCACGCCGAGCGCGGACUUCACGCCGAUGGGGCCUCCCAGAUCACGAAUCAUGCGCUGCGCCUGUGUAGCCUGAUCCACGGUCGUCGAAAUCAUGACGACGAGAGGUCCGCGGAGGGGCGCGCGCGCGUUCGCCGCGUUCGUCACUGCGAUGUGUAUCGCCGGAAUCACAUAGGCGGCGAUGCGUUCCUGGGUCGGCGGCGCCUGCGCAAUGAUGUCUGCCCCGCGUAGGAGGAACGGGAGGGCACGCUGCUGGAUUUUGUUAGGGGGGCCGACGCCGAAGGUGCUCAAGGACCGCAAGAGCUCCGGCGCGAGGUUCAGCUGCUCCCAUUUCGUUAUCACGGGGCCUCCGUCCCGCGACGAUCCACCGGACAAGCUUUCGCCCCCCAAGGAGUCGCGGCGAAGCAGGCCGCUGACAGAGCGGCGCUUGUCGCGGAAGAUAGAGUCCUGCCGACCCAUGGAUCCCGCAGGGGAGUCGGUGUUGCGCAUGGGAAGAUCCAGCGUGCCCGCGGACCACGUUCGCAUGGGCGGCUGUGGCAUCCGCUGCUGGCUCUGCCUAAUGUCAGGGCGCCCGGGGAGUCCAUGUCCGAGCGAGGCCGAGGCGUUCAGAAUGGGCGCGAGCGCGGUAGACAUGUCCGUUUGCGGGAGCAUCUGUGCAUUGUGCAUCGCGCCAUUGGUCGCUUGGAUUUGCUGAGUCUGCAACGCGAGGAGCUGCCCGACGGACGUAGUCAGCGUGUUCAGCCGGCUAGAGAUCGUGUUGAUGUCGUCCGUAGGCGGGCUCUGGUUAGGCGCGAUAUUGGCGAUAGAUCCGCGUGGUCCAUUGAGCCCGGGGUUCACGAAGCCUUGAGUGGGGUUGCCGGCGGGAGCGAACGGAUUCUUGAACUCGAUCGGAGCGUUCAUGCCCGAGUUCUGGAUACCCGAGUUCGCGUUCAGCGCGCGUUCGACAAGCAGGUCGACCUUGCGGUGGACAUCGCCCAGGUCACGCGCAAUCUCCCUGUUCGACAUCUCCAACCGAGCGAGCCGAUCAAAGACCUCGUUCAUGAGGGGCGACGACUUCAGCUGCGCCUCGAAACUCGUUGACGUGCUGUACUCCAGGCUUGGCGCGAAGUGGCUGCCGGAGUCGAGUGAAGAGACAGGGGAGGACGAGACGAACUGUGGGUGCACAAAGGUCGUCGACCGCACGCUGUUGUUCUCCUGGGCGACCGGUGGCGUGCUCAUACGCUCCCGACUGCGAACAGCCAUCUGGUUGUAGAAGGACGACGAGGCGGCGAGCUGGCCGUUCAUCGCAAUAGGCCCCGAGAGCGGCCCUGGGGUCUCGUCACCAUCCGCGAGGUGCUCAGGGUUCUGCUGGCCGUUCUGGUCGCGCACGGCGUUCUGGUACGCGGCGAACGCGCGCUCGGAGUCGGACUGGCGGAUGGCCGGGGAGUGACGGGAGGUGUCUCCGGGGGACGGGACCUGCAGGCCGGUGUCGUUGGACCUCCGGGGUCGGUCGUCCUGCGGCGGGCUCGGGGAGGACCUUACGGAGCGGUAGUCCGAGGGCGAGAUGGAGAAGGAGGAUGAUGUGCUGUACUGUUGGUCCCGGGAGAUGGUCUGCCGGUAGGCAAGGCCGGGGUUCCCAUCCUCGUCGCUGAGCCGCAUCGCGCCCGGAAAGAAGGGGGUGGAUGCAGGGUUGAGGGCCGGACUCCGCGAGGGAGGAUCCAUGGGAGGGUGGGGAAUUACAGGAGGGGAGACGGAUUCGAAAGCAAGAGGACACU
Trametes versicolor FP-101664 SS1 is the source of this 5630-nucleotide messenger RNA. Its product is annotated as WD40 repeat-like protein. The record is from RefSeq and is a predicted model, not a curated record. The transcript has 21 exons. The coding region runs from base 1 to 2403 and encodes 800 amino acids. Gene Ontology annotation, cellular component: elongator holoenzyme complex. Gene Ontology annotation, molecular function: protein binding. Gene Ontology annotation, biological process: tRNA wobble uridine modification. Lineage: Eukaryota; Fungi; Basidiomycota; Agaricomycetes; Polyporales; Polyporaceae.